UCGCUGUUAGGGAGUGAGGAGGGGGAAGAGGGGGCGGCGGCCGGGAGGGCCGACUCCGCCCUCUGUGCGCAUGCUCUGGCCCCGGCGGGUUAUAAGGCAGCCUCACGGGCCCGGCCCGACAAAGUGCUGGCGAGCUGCGACGUGACUACUGCGGCGCGUGGGUGCCCCGGGGAGUGAGCCAGGCGGCCGGCGAAGGACGCGACCUGGACCCUGGGCCCCGUGGAACUCCAGCCGCGCCGCCGCGUCACGCUCACGCGGCGCCGCAAGCCGCGCAUAACGAUAUUUGGAUUUGAACUGCGUUUUGGAAUUUAUCUACAUUUACAAUGCCCCCGGCAGUUGGAGGUCCAGUUGGAUACACCCCCCCAGAUGGAGGCUGGGGGUGGGCAGUAGUAGUUGGAGCUUUCAUUUCCAUUGGCUUCUCUUAUGCAUUUCCCAAAUCUAUUACUGUGUUCUUCAAAGAAAUUGAAGGUAUAUUCAAUGCCACCACCAGUGAAGUGUCAUGGAUAUCUUCCAUCAUGUUAGCUGUCAUGUAUGGUGGAGGUCCUAUCAGCAGUAUCCUGGUGAAUAAAUACGGCAGUCGUCCAAUCAUGAUUAUUGGCGGCUGCUUGUCAGGCUGUGGCUUGAUUGCAGCUUCUUUCUGUAACACUGUGAAGGAACUUUACUUGUGUGUCGGAGUCAUUGGAGGUCUUGGCCUUGCUUUCAACUUGAAUCCAGCUCUGACCAUGAUUGGCAAAUACUUCUACAAGAGGCGACCAUUGGCAAAUGGACUGGCCAUGGCAGGCAGUCCUGUGUUCCUCUCUACCCUGGCCCCCCUGAACCAGGCUUUCUUUGGCAUCUUUGGCUGGAGAGGAAGCUUCCUAAUUCUUGGGGGCUUACUGUUAAACUGCUGUGUAGCAGGAUCUCUGAUGAGACCUAUAGGGCCCAAGCCAAGCACUGCAGAGAAACAUAGGUCUAAAGAAUCCAUUCAGGAAGCUGGAAAAUCUGAUGCAAUAAAAGGAGCAAGUGAUGCAAAUACAGAUCUUAUUGGAGGAAACCCCAAAGAAGAGAAACGAUCAGUCUUCCAGACACUUAAUCAAUUCCUGGACUUAUCCCUGUUUGCACACAGAGGCUUUUUGCUCUACCUGUCUGGAAAUGUGCUCAUGUUUUUUGGACUAUUUACACCUUUAGUCUUUCUUAGUAAUUAUGGCAAGAGUCAGCAUUACUCUAGUGAGAAAGCUGCCUUCCUUCUUUCUAUUCUGGCUUUUGUUGACAUGGUAGCCAGGCCUUCUAUGGGACUUGUAGCCAACACAAAGUGGAUAAGACCUCGAGUCCAGUAUUUUUUUGCUGCUUCCAUUAUUGCAAAUGGAGUAUGUCAUCUGCUAGCACCUUUAUCCUCCAGCUAUAUAGGGUUCUGUGUCUACGCGGGAUUCUUUGGAUUUGCAUUUGGAUGGCUCAGUUCAGUAUUAUUUGAAACACUGAUGGACCUUGUUGGACCCCAGAGGUUCUCUAGUGCCGUGGGAUUGGUGACCAUUGUGGAAUGCUGUCCUGUCCUCCUGGGGCCACCGCUUUUAGGUAGUCUGAAUGACAUAUAUGGAGACUAUAAAUACACAUACUGGGCAUGUGGCGUAAUCCUUAUUGUCUCAGGCAUCUAUCUCUUCAUUGGCAUGGGCAUCAAUUAUCGACUUCUGGCAAAAGAACAGAAAGCAGAGAAGCAGCAGAAAAAGGAAAGUAAAGAGGAAGAGACCAGUAUUGAUGUUGCUGAGAAGCCAAAAGAAGUCAGUGAUGCAGCAGAAUCUCCAGAGCAGAAAGGCAUAGAAGGAGGCCCCAAAGAGGAGGAGAGUCCAGUUUGAACUUGCGGGGCUGAAGGGUAAAUGGAGUAGCUCAUGAAAUAUUCUAUUGGCCUGUGAUCUACCAGUGGUGCUCAAUGCAAAUACUGGACAUUUGCGUGGGAAUCAUUUGCAGGGGUUCGUUGAUGGAAUUUUUGUUUCACUCCUUACCAGUAGUCUGAAUUAAAAAUACCAUAGCCUUUGGGGAGGGAGUGGUUGAAAAAGAAUGUGGGAAGGAAGUUGGGUUUUUGUUUGUUUAUUUGUUUGUUUGUUUGUUUAAAUCUUAGCUUUUAACAGUGUCAUGAAGAUUUUAAUAUGUGCCUUAAGUUUUAUUCUUUAGAACUCUUUAGGGAGCCUUAACUUUUUAAACCAUUCUGCUUAAUUCACCCAUUUGAAGCAUUCCGUUACAAGGAAAAAAUAACUAGUUUGAGGCAAAUCUAAAAUUUAAAAUUAAUCUUGCUUCAUUGUUAUUUAUAAUAUAUUGUCAGACAUUGUCAUUGGAAGAUUUAUGAACAGAAAUGUUUGUUUAAAGUUGGGGGUUUUAUAAUAUCCUGACUAAAAUAUUUUCCUAGCAUCAAUAGUUGCCUGGCAUAUAUGCUUGCUAAAUAUGUAUUUAGAAAAUUUAAGGCAUAAAACUUUGGAAACAUCCUGGCUGUUCUAGAUGCAUUGUGCUCAUCAACACCUCUCCAGUAUCUUGAGUUGCUUAUUAGAAGCCGAAUGCUCGAGAGUUGACUUCCUUAAAUUACUAUUUUUGUUCCCCUGUCCAAAGACACAUUUUGAGUGGUUAUAGAUCCUUGCCCCUUUUGAGAUCACAUGGUAUUGGUUUUUUCACUGUAAAAGUUAGUAUUAAAAUAUACAAAACAAUAUAUUUGUGCCUCCUUAGUAAAUUAAAUGUAGACAGAUAUUUCAAACAGCAGCUGAAUUCACCUUAGGUUUUUUUCAAAACCUCAGUUAAACUGUGAGACUUGCAAUCUUUUUUUUCUGUUUUUCCUGGAAUUCUUCCCCUUUGAUUCAUAGUGGUUCCAUUUAUAUCUGCAUCUACCUUAGCAUUGUGUGAGAGAUACUGUCUUUGUGUGUUCAGUUUUUUGUUUGUUUGUGUUUUCAAUGUUCGUUAAUUAAAGACAGCCAGAGAGAUUUGGCCCAGGCAAACCAGUAAGGGUAAGACUGGGAGAGAAGUUGCUAAGUGGGCUUAUCAAUAAGUAACUCCUUUUCCUUUUUAUGAGAAGGCCUUAAAGAAAAUUAUGUUUUGCUUAGAGUUACUGGACACAUUUUCUUACUCUUUACACAGAUCUAAAGGUUUUGUGACCCUUUUCACUUAUCUGAAAGGUAGCAGAGAAAUGGGUUUAGUAUAAGGACAGGAAGGAGGAUGGACCAGAAUGAAAACUGUAAAUAUUUUUUUAACCUGAUAUGUUUUAAAUUGAGGCAGGAAGAUAAUGAUAGACAUUCAGUGAAUUAUAUUCAAUGUAUUUUAAAAUAUUGUAAUUGACAGUAUGGAAGUAUAGAUAUGAAACCUUGUUUAAGAGGCUGGCUUUUUAAAAUAAAUUUUUUUUUAAGAAAUGUUUCUUCCUCCAAAUGUUUAUUUUCUUGAGGAAAAUAUUGCAUGUCUCCAUUUUUAUUAUCAAGAUUCAAUUUGGCCCUUGCUGAUAUUAAAUCAUUCAGCUUAAGUGCUUGGGAUUUGUGUACAUGGUUUGUUUUGAUUUUUCUCUUUACCUCUUUAAAGCAGGUAGGAGAGGAAUUUUGAAACUACCUUUCUGAAAGCAAUUUGAAACCAGAGUAGUUAACCUUAAGGAUACAAUGAAAACUCCCUUUCUGUGACCAAGUGUCAUGGCAGAUGGAGGAAGAAUUUUAGAGGAGGAGCCUGCUGUGAUGUUGGCAGGCUUGGCUCCAGUUUGGACUCUGCCAUUUUCCAUGAACCUAACCUCUGUUCCUCUUUCCCCUUCUAUAAAAAUGAGAAUCUCUACUCUACUGUCAGUUGAGUAAUACAAGUAAAAAAAAGUGGGGGGAAAAAGUAAACCAGUUGUAUAGGAUUGCUUUCCCCAUCCCAGGUGUCAAGCUACACCUAUAAGACCCUGCUUAGUCUUUUUUUCAUUAGUUAAUCUUGUUUUUGAAGUGGGAGUUUUUUGGUGCAGAUUGACCACCACCUCUUAGAAGGAAGGGUUCUGAAGUUGCUGUAUUCAGUAGCAAAGUUCAAAAACUGGUUCAAGGCUGGACUAAACCUUUUAUCACCCUGUCCAACGCUGACUUUCUCCCACUGAAGAUACCAGCUUAGGGGAUUUAUUCAAGAUGAGUUUUGGUAACAGAGCCAACACUAAAACUCAGUAAUAGGCCUAGUCUGCCAUCUACUCCUUGUAGCUAAUCCUCUCUGUGUUGCAGUGUUGUGUUCAACACUGGAUGCAUCUGGGCUUCCUGACUGGGCAGUCUGUUAUCCCUUGCUCCACAGGAGGUCUGACUAGACUUAAGUUUUAUUUCAGUGACACACUCUCAGUGACUGCUCUGAGAAAGUAGAUGUAUGCAUAGAGUACCCACCUAUCUUUGCUUUCCUCUGUCCCACACCCUCUGUCUCUGUAAGUCACAGAGAGAGCAUACAGUUCUUUAAGUAGCUGUGCCCAAAAAGGCUUGGGACUCUUCAAGGGUACAUUCUGAAACAGCCUCCUGAUUCAAAACUGGACAAUUAUUUAAGAACCUGAUAGGUUGGACAGUGUCUGGUGAUCAUGGUAAGAUGACCAUAUUUACAUAUGUCAAUAUUAAUCCUGUAUUUUAAAAAGGAAAAAAGUUGUUAAAAGCCACUUAAUAUUUUUGUAUGAGCCAGUGUUUUAUUAUAUUGAAUUUGAGAUUGAUUGGUUUAUAUGAAAAACCUGUGCCUGGGUUUUACUUUCCCUAGCAAAUGGUUCACAGUAUAAUAAACUUAAUUAUUAAGAUUUUCCCCCCACCCGCAAACUUUCAGUUGGAAAGAUGGGAAAAGGUGAACGUUAACAGUGGAUGUCCACCUUUGUAACAUGCCUUGUUUUAAUAAUCAGGUCAGGCACUUGAAGAAAGACGUUAAUAAUAGACUUGUGCCAUUAUGAAAACCUGAUAGGAAAUGACAGCCAAGCUUGCCUGGCUUAUCCAAAUGUAAGCAAUCACACCACACUGCUUCAGAUUUUAGAUGCACGCAAAGAGGUUUCAAGUACAUCAUUCCUGAAAUGUGUUGUUCUAGCUUUAGGGUUUUAGAUUCAGUCAGCCUUUCCUCCAUUUAGUCUGGACCAUAGUGACAAAAUCAUUCAAAUGAGCGUGACUGGUAGAGUACUUUUCUCCUGCUGUGAACAGCAUUGAUUUACUUACUUUUUGCUGACUUUAUCACCUUCACUUCCUAAAGCUAGCAUAGGAAUCAUCACAGACUGCUGGUGCUUAACACAGUAGGUGGCCUGGAUUCAGACAGAGGCUGUGUGACUUCACACCUAAGCAUCAGGUGUUUUCUUCCGUAAGGUGUUAAUAAUGAGUACCAACCCCCUGAGGGUUGUCAUGAAGGCUAGUUGGGACAGCUCCUGUUAAGCAAGGACUUAAUAAGUGUAAGCAUCUGACUAUUGAAAAAAAAAAAUCAAAGAAAAGUAAUAUUUGGGAAAAAAUUGAGCUCUUCUGAUUCCCAAGGUGGGUAGAUCCUUACUUUCAGAGGAUAGUGUGGGAGUGACAUAGAUAAGAAUAUUAAUGAAAUGAGCAAACUCUCCUUUUUGAUCAGAUCCUCCUUUUAGUCUUACAAAUGGAAUGGUCUGUCUUUGGUAAUGAAUGGAUGAAACUAACAACUCAUGAGGUUGGUGCAUAUAUGUCCAGCUGUUUGAUUAAAAUGGAUUUGAAUCCCAAAA
Camelus dromedarius (Arabian camel) is the source of this 5644-nucleotide messenger RNA. RefSeq names its product solute carrier family 16 member 1 (gene SLC16A1). The record is from RefSeq and is a predicted model, not a curated record. Gene Ontology annotation, cellular component: plasma membrane. The transcript is spliced from 5 exons. The coding region runs from base 324 to 1829 and encodes 501 amino acids. Gene Ontology annotation, molecular function: monocarboxylic acid transmembrane transporter activity. Gene Ontology annotation, biological process: monocarboxylic acid transport; transmembrane transport. Lineage: Eukaryota; Metazoa; Chordata; Mammalia; Artiodactyla; Camelidae.